This is a messenger RNA of Mytilus californianus (California mussel), 3186 nucleotides long. Its product is annotated as protein wech-like. Bases 166 to 1881 code for a protein of 571 amino acids. Gene Ontology annotation, molecular function: zinc ion binding; protein binding. The transcript is spliced from 2 exons. NCBI's taxonomy places the organism in Eukaryota, Metazoa, Mollusca, Bivalvia, Mytilida, Mytilidae. The record is from RefSeq and is a predicted model, not a curated record.
AUGAUUUAAUAUACUUAUAAAUGUUAUCACUGCUAACCUUGAAUAAGUAAAGACUAGUACUAAUUAACUUCCUGGUUGAUAGACAUCUUAGGAAAAAUGAAGAAAUGUUAUUAACAAACAGUUGAUGACAUUCGUGUCAAGAAAAAGUGGCUAUUACAAAUCAAGAUGGCAUUUUCCCUAUCCAUAAGGCGAGCCCAAAUACCUAAGCCAUGUGAGUUGUGUGAAACUGACACAAACAUUAAAUGGAAAUGUGUACAAUGCAAUACACUAAUGUGCGAAAAAUGUAAGAAAAUUCAUUUAAAAGUUCAAACCUCGAUCAAGCAUGACAUUGUUGAUGUAAAAAGUUCAGAAGCUAAAAAAAAAAUGGAAAACACCAUUAUUACUGACAAUAUUCCCUGUCAGAUUCACAAGAAAAAGUUGAAUUGCAUGUUUUGUAGAACAUGUGACCACUUAGUAUGUCCAGAUUGUAUAACUGCUUCCCAUAAAAAACAUGACCUAGAUUCAAUUGAGACAGUGUGCAAUGAAAGAAGAGAAAAACUGAAAGAACUAGAAUCCAAAUUUUCUGAAAAAUUCACACUUUGUGAAAUAGAAGACAGUAAAGUUAAGGAUUUUAAAAUUAAAUAUACUCAAUUUUUUGGUGAAUCUGUUCAGAAAAUUAAUCAUCAGGAAAAGUUGAUUAAAGAUGAAGUCAGUAAAUAUGCUCAAGAAUUCAGAGAACAACUGGAUAGGGAAAAGCAAAGAAUAGAAAAAUCUAUCAUAGAAAAAGAAAAUCAUACAGAAGAAGUAAAGAAAAGUGUGCUAAAUAACCAAACCAAUAUACAAGAAGUAUUAGAAUCAAAUCAAGCAGAGAAAGUGUUCAAUGCUUAUUCAGAAAUCAGAAAAAAAGAAAUUCCAGAUGCAUCCUUCAAGACAUUUUCUGAGGAAACAAAGGAUUUCAUUCCCACAAAGGAAAGUUUAAAGAACAUUACCAACUUAUUUGGAUCACUUCAGAAAACUCAUCUACCAAAGGGAUUGCAACAACAGAACUUAGAUGUAAUCAACAGUUAUACUACUGAUCUAUACAUGGUGCAUAGAGUGUUAAUAAUGGAUGAAAAAACAGCUUGGAUUUCUAAUUAUCAUACAUCUACUCUACGUAAAACAAACAUUAAUGACACAAUCAAAAAUGUAAAGGAUCUUUCAAUUAAGGUUUACGCCAUGUCACUGGCAGACAAUAAUGAUGUUCUCCUGUCUUUGUAUGGCAGUUCUGAUGUCAGUCUGUUAACAACAAAGACAGGAGAAAUCAAUCCUUUCCUGUCUGUGUCACCACUGAUACCACAUGGUUUACAUGUCACUAAACAUAAUGAGAUCAUACUAGGUGUUAGGGAGAGGGUUGAUGAUUACAACCUCACAGACAAAAGUUGUAGGAAAGUUAUAAUCUUUGGGAUGGAUGGGAAACAAAAACAAUCAUAUGAGUAUGAUAAACAUAAACAGAGAUUAUUUACUCUCCCGUAUAGAAUUACAUCUAAUGUUAAUAAUGACAUACUGGUUAUAGAUAUAAUAUCUAAUGAAGAUUGGAGGGUGGUGGUUCUGGACCGGGAGGGACAGGUUAAGUGGACCUAUCAGAGACAGCCUGAGGUUAAUUUAGGGGAUACACCAUUUUGUCCUACAGAUAUAGUAACAACAUCAGUAGGACAUGUUAUAGUGACUGAUGUUAACAACCAUGCUUUACAUGUCCUGUCAGGAGAGGGAGAUAUACUGACAUGUAAAGUUAUGAAGGAUCAAGGAAUUAUAUUUCCAAUGUCCUUGGAUAUUGAUACCAAGGGACAGUUAUGGGUGGGAUGUUAUUCUGGGGAGGAAGAAAACACAGAUGCCAAGCUACAUGUAGUAAAGAUGUCUUUUUAAUCCAAUAUAAAUUUUAAACAAACAUCAAUAAAUAUUUUAAUUUCUCAUUUGGCAAUUAAACAGCACUUAAAUAUAAAGGAACUUAAAAAUAUUCAUGUGCAUAUAUUAGAAUCAUUAUUUUACUAAACGCUAAGGAAAUGAAUGAAUAGAAGGAGAAGUGGCGUAGUAACUGAUUUGAUCAAUCAUCCUGUAUGGGGACAUGUAAAGUUAGAAAGGAUUUAACUGUUAGAGUGCAGGGUAUCAUAGUGACAACUAACAGCUCAUUUUAAUCAGAUUUUUAUAUGUUUGUAUUGUUUUUGCAUGCCUCAGUGUGAUUGUUGAGCUAAAUUAUGACAGCAGAUGUUUGUCUUUUAUAAAUGACUAUUCUGUACAGAUGGGUUUUACUCAUUCUUGAAGGCCUUACGGUGGGUGACCUUUAAUUGCUUGUAUCCACAUCGUUUGAACACUGGUGAAUAAUUGUCUCAUUGGCAAUCAUACUUCAUCUCCUUAUUUUUAUGUAGACCGAUAUGUACUCCAAAAAAAAUCCGUACACCAGUACAAGAUAUAACUGACAUAUUAUGUAUAUAUAGUUGCAGAAGAAUAAAAAAAACUUGACCUGAUUAAUGCAGCAUGAAUGUUGUUUAAUUGAGUCAACACUGCUUUGAAAGCAUAUGCAAACACAAAAAUACAUUUAAAACAUCUCAAUAUAAAAUAGGUAAUACAAAAUGGACAGGUUUAAAAAAAAUAAAAUACUUUUUGAGAGUUUUUUGGGUAUGCAACAGCUAACAAAGCAGUCGACAAUUUUAUUGACGUUUAGUGUAAGAACUACAUAGGACUACUCUGAAUGAGAAUAUAGAAUCCUGAACUUCCAUUUUUGCUAAAAUAUAAUCUAAAACAUGCUUUUACUGAUGAAAAGAUUGCAAAUUACAACAUCUCAACAAUGAAUCAAUUUCGAACCAAAUGUUGAUAUAGAAAAAGACAAAAAAACAAAAAACAAAAAAGUUUUGUCUAUGUAAUUGAUCAUGACACAAUAACAUGUUGAAUGUGUAUGAAUUGAAACUCAACCUAAAAGUGUCAAACAAACAUGUUAGAAUAAUGCCGCACUGUUACCUAAUAACUAGUUAGAGAUUGCUCUGACGCCUGAUGGACUUUUUUAGGACUUGUUGGGUCCCAGGGACAUCAGAGCGCAGUCCAUAUAAAAAACAUAGAAAAUGACAACCCAGACUUGAGAUGACCAGUUUUUAUCUUGAUAUUCAUGAUAUUAUAAAAGAUUCAUUUCAAGUAGACAAAUCAUAAUUCAUUCUAUCCCAUUUUACUAAAAUUUUC